AUGUCUCGGCCGCAGGACGACAGGAAUCAAGAAGCAACCGUAUACCUUGGGAACCUGGAUGAGCGGUGUUCAGACGCGCUUGUCUGGGAACUCAUGUUGCAAGCGGGUCCAGUCGUGAACGUGCACCUUCCGAAGGACCGGAUAUCUAUGACGCAUCAGGGAUACGGUUUCUGUGAGUUCUUGACCGAGGAGGAUGCGGAAUACGCUUGUAAGAUUAUGAAUCAAAUCAAGCUGUGGGGAAAGCCAAUACGGGUUAACAAGGCGUCCUCGGACAAGAAGCAGCUUGACGUAGGCGCAAACCUCUUCAUCGGAAACCUGGACGAGAAUGUCGACGAGCGGUUACUCUACGACACGUUCAGCGCUUUCGGCGUAAUGGCUACAACAGCAAAGAUUGCGCGCGAUCCGAGCAGCGGAAAGUCGAAAGGCUACGGUUUCGUCUCCUUCACCGACUUUGAGUCAUCCGACGCGGCAGUCGAGUCUAUGAAUGGUCAAUUUCUCAUGAACAAAGCCAUCACAGUCCAAUAUGCCUUCAAAAAAGAUGGCAAAGGCGAGCGCCACGGUACGCCCGCCGAGCGACUCCUCGCUGCGCAAGCACGCAAGAACAACGCCCUCCCCGUCGCCGCGCGUCCACCGCCUGCUCCUAUGACUGCUAUGGGCGCAUUUGGCGCCCAUCCUCCUAUGCCUGGCUAUCCGCAGGGUCCGUACCAAGGCCAGUUCGCUGGCGCACUCGCCGCGGCACCUGCCCCACCCCCGCCACCUGGGUUCGCUCCUCAGCAGACGAUGGUACCUGGCGGAAUGUCGAUGGGCAUGCCCCCGCCGCAGGGUAUGCCGAUGGGUAUGGGCAUGCCGGGUAUGCCACCACCGCCUCCGCCAGGGUUCGUGCCUCAAGGGAUGCCACCACCUCCGCCAGGGUUCAUGCCACAAGGUAUGGCGCCUAUGAUGCCUCCACCACCACCGGGCAUGCCGCAACAACAGUCGUAUAUGGGUUAG
Fomitopsis serialis is the source of this 990-nucleotide messenger RNA. RefSeq lists its product as uncharacterized. Gene Ontology annotation, molecular function: RNA binding. Gene Ontology annotation, cellular component: U12-type spliceosomal complex; nucleolus. The transcript has 5 exons. Gene Ontology annotation, biological process: positive regulation of mRNA splicing, via spliceosome. The coding region runs from base 1 to 990 and encodes 329 amino acids. The record is from RefSeq and is a predicted model, not a curated record. Lineage: Eukaryota; Fungi; Basidiomycota; Agaricomycetes; Polyporales; Fomitopsidaceae.